AUGGAGACUACUUCUAGUGCUUCCAAUAUUCCAUCUAAAAUGAAGGCUUGGGUUUAUGCUCAUCAUGGAAAACCUGUUGAUGUUCUGAAACUGGACUUGGAUGUUGCUGUUCCCCAACUGACAGAAGACCAGGUUCUAAUCAAGGUUGUAGCUGCAGGGCUCAAUCCAGUUGAUUUCAAGAGGAUGCUUGGGAUGUUCAUAGGAGCUGAUUCUCCCCUACCUACUGUACCAGGCUACGAUGUUGCUGGUGUGGUGCUGAAAGUGGGCAGCCAAGUAAAAAAUUUAAAGGAAGGAGAUGAAGUGUAUGGGAACAUUAAUGAGAAAGGCUUGGAUCACCCAAAAAGAUAUGGCACUUUAGCUGAAUAUACUGCUGUUGAAGAGAAGCUGUUGGCUCUCAAACCAAAAAAUCUGAGUUUUGUGGAAGCUGCUGCAAUUCCCCUAGCUAUUGGGACUGCCUAUGAAGGCCUUGAAAAAACUGGCUUCUCUGCUGGCAAAUCUAUCCUUGUUUUAGGAGGUGCUGGUGGGAUUGGCACCAUGGUAAUUCAGCUGGCAAAGCAUGUCUUUGGAGCAUCCAAAGUGGCAGCUACCUCAGCAAAACUGGAAUUAUUAAAAAGCUUGGGAGCUGAUUUGGCAAUUGAUUAUACCAAAGACAACUUUGAAGAUCUACCAGAGAAAUUUGAUGAUGUAUAUGAUGCAGUUGGGCAAUCUGAAAGGGCAGUGAAGGCGGUCAAAGAAGGUGGGCAGGUGGUGACAAUAGAACCCAUGAAGGCUCUGACUGCUCCAGCUUUCAGGUUCAUACUGACUUCCAGUGGGGCAAUGUUGGAGAGAUUGAACCCUUUCCUGGAAAAUGGGAAGGUGAAGCCCGUCAUUGAUCCGAGAGGCACGUUUCCUUUUUCUCAAACCCCAGAAGCUUUUUCCUAUCUUGAAACCGGCAGAGUUACUGGCAAAAUCGUCCUUCACCCAAUUCCAUGA
Messenger RNA from Theobroma cacao (cacao), 972 nucleotides. Its product is annotated as 2-methylene-furan-3-one reductase-like. The record is from RefSeq and is a predicted model, not a curated record. NCBI's taxonomy places the organism in Eukaryota, Viridiplantae, Streptophyta, Magnoliopsida, Malvales, Malvaceae. Gene Ontology annotation, molecular function: oxidoreductase activity, acting on the CH-CH group of donors, NAD or NADP as acceptor; zinc ion binding.